CACGUAGUAAACAUUAGUGGAGGUUGAAUCACGCUUUAUCGUCAAUCUGUUAAUGUAGAAAUGUUAUUGUAGAAAGUUCCAUUUUAGUUUGAUACCCGUUACCUGCGCAAAAUGAUGUUGUGAGUCACAUGUCAGUAGUCAAAAGCCAGUACCGUUCUAAUAACAGUAAAAAAUAUCUUUUAUAAUGGAAGACCAAGUUCCUUCGCUCUUUCUUGAGAAUAAUUUGCUGUCGGAAGAUGACUGGGGAGGAUCUCUGUCUCAUCUUAUUGAUUUGAAAGAUUUAACUUCAAAUGAUUCUUUGAACAAUUCUCCAGCAAGUGAUUUUUGUAUUGAAGAUGAAGGAAGAUAUCAAGAAUGCCAGCUUGACUUCUAUGGUGAAAAUGGGCUGGGACAAAAUGUUGACAGCGUUCUUUCAUCGGAGUCUUCACCAUUGUCUGAAAAUUGUGAUUUUGUUGAUGAACUUCUACAAGAUUUAUUACAAAAUCAAUCGUCUUCUCAACAAAAUAUUAUUACAGAUGAUAUUCUUCUCCAACAAGUCACUUCGGGUGAUGUAGGAACGAGGAGGUACUCAACUCAUACUUCCUCCUCAUCUGCCUACUCUUCUUGCUCUGACUCGGGCACUCCAUCACCAACUGAUCAGUUUUCUGAUCACGGUUCUUGCUCAUCAAUAGACUUUCAAGACCAUGAUGUUAUAAAUUCAACUGUCAUCGAAUCUGAUACUCUAUUGAUGAAAAAGACUCCCUUGCCUGUGAAGGCAAUUUCUAAACCAAAUUUAGUAAAUCCAAAAUUGAGUCAAAGUAAACGCAACUCAAAGACAGUGGAUUGUAUUAAAAAACUACAAGAAACUGACUUGGAUAAAGCUGUUCGGCUCGCAUGUGAGGAAACAAACAGACUUUUGCGUUUACAUAGGUCGGUAUCAAACGGUCAAACCGAAUCCCCUGUCUCUUCGCCUCUUAAUAACGGUGGAAAUGGGGUCAAAACAACAGAGAACAAACCUGAAAAUGAUCUUCUAAAAAGUUUAUGUGAAGAAACUAUUCUCGAUAAUUCAGUGUCUCAAAAGAAAAAUCGCAAAAUCAAAGUUACAAGUACAUUACCAGACAAUCAUCCGAAUUCUACUAAACCACAAAAAAGAAAAGCAAGCAGUCUUCAGAAUGCAAUUGACAGGUUAUAUUCUGCUAACAAGACAAUGUGCUUGAGUUCACAAUUGUCAAGUCAGCCAACGCCAUUCAACCGUUCAGCAUUGUUAAAUAAUCUAAAUGGUACUUCACAAUCACAUGUUACAAAGCCUGUGCAAUUGGAAUCCAUCAAUAUAGGAUCAAAGGAGCCGUGUUUUAUUGUAUCUCAACCUUCGCAACCACCAACAACACAGAGAAUUACUUUAGAAGGGGUCAACGGCCAACAAACUUACACACUCACCCCCACAACACCCCCAACAGCAGCCCCAAUUCAAGUCUACAUCAAGCAAGAAUCACCCACAUAUCAAUCAGCUCCAUUAGUCAACGGAUUUAUUCAAUCAUCUCCACAAAGUGUUUUAUCUAAUCAGAAGGUGUACGUUACAACAGGUUCAAAUUCUAAUGUUACGUCAGCUCCAUGCAUAUCCAUUAUUAAACCUGAACAAUUGUUAUGUAACAAUGGACAAACAAUCGUUAUACAGCAACCUCAACAACAAUCUUCUUUACUAAAACCAGUGAAUAUAUCAAACAUGAAACCAGGUACAGAACCAAUGCUGCUUUCUCAGUCUGAUUUAUCACGUCUGGCUGCUCAAGGUGUCAUUAAAUUCCCGACCAAAAAAGUUGAACGGAAUUUAAUGCCGGUUUCUGAUGAAAGUAAAGUGCAAUUGAAAAGGGAAUCAAAAUCAUUGUCACAAACAUCCAAAGCUAUCACUCCUACAGUAUGCGAUAUUCUUCCAUCAGAAGCAGCAGGAAUUAUUAACGGUACUUCAGUGUUUGUGCAUGGUACAAACAAUCAACCACAACGUGGAGAAUUAGAUGUAAAAGCACUAAAACGUCAUCAGCGAAUGAUUAAAAACAGAGCUUCUGCUUGUGAGUCAAGGCAAAGACGAAAAGAGUAUCUGAAAACAUUAGAAGACCAAGUUUCUGAAGUAGCAGACGAAAACAAAGGUCUCAGAGAAGAAAAUAACUGUCUUAAAGCAAGGCUUAGAGAAUUGGAAAUCGAGAACCAGAAUCUGAGGAAUAUCAUCAAUAUAACACAAUCAAAGCAAAAGAAAGCUGCUUGUUUAUUAAUGCUCAUGCUAUUUAUCGGAAUUAAUUUCUCUCCUAUUGGGUUAUUUGGAAAUUCUGACGAGACCAAUAAUGAUCCGUUUGUUGGAAGUUAUCCCAGUAAUGGUUUAGCUAUGCCAGUAUCUGGCCAAAGUUCCGUUCGAUCUGGAAGGCAUUUAUUAUCAAUAUUAAAUGAUAACGACGAUAGCGGUAACAAUAAUUCGGUGAAAAUGAGCAAAGCAACAUCAAAUAGCAAUAAGAUUAAAGCGGAUGAUAAAAGUUUAAUUCCCUCCAAAACGGAAAGUUAUUGGAUGGAUGAUCUUGUCCAAGAAUAUAAAAACAAACACCUUGAAAAUUUUCUUCGUCUUUUGAGUGAAACAACAUCAAACUCAGUGAAACGUAUGUUGAGAAGAAAACUGAAAGAAGAAUUAGGAAUCUCUAUUCCUUUACCUGUUCCACGACAUAGAAGGAUAUCAUACACUCCUCGUGUUGCGAAACAAAGAGCAGACAGAAACACCAUGGCGAAGUCGACCAUAAAAUCAACAAAUGAAAAGAACGACCUUACUUCAAGUAUAUCUCCCAUCAUGAGGGGUGAAAUGAAGAUGCCAACAUCUUUGCCUCAACCCUGCGAACAACCUCACGUUCAAGACCAAUCUCCUGCGCUCAAUGAGACCGAAACCAUCAGAGUCAAUGAUGAUUUAACUCAAUGGGCCAAACGAUAUUCUGUUGACAGACAAGAGAAAGCACAAAAGAAAGCCCAAACCAAAAAGCUGGUGGAGAAAAAAGUUAGAAAUACCAAAUCGCCAUCUUCGAGAUAUGACGACUUUGAAAAUUCCACUUCUACGAAUGAGAUUGCAAUUUAUACAAGACCAAAUCAAAAAUUUGAUGAUUUUUUUGAAGCCAUCAGCAGGAGAAAUGACACUUUCUAUGUUGUCUCGUUAAAUCGGGACCAUUUAUUAUUGCCGGCAUCUGUUCAAAAUACUUCAUCAAGAAUGAAGAUGGCUCUUGUGAUGCCUGCUGUCACCUCCAAAGGUGGUUCUGCACAUGAUCAUGUAUCAGAUGAAUAUGAAACAAUGAUUCAUAUUGAAUGUGAGGUUCUAAACACAAGGAUGUUCGACUUGAAACGGAAAGAUGUUCCCGAUUAUCUGAAUAUUAACCCUAACAUAAAGACUAUAGACAAUGCAGCGAAUGAUACAUUAUCAAGCGAUAAGGAAGGUCCCACAACAAAGAAAAGAAAUAUAAAAAGGAAUUCGAAAAAAAUUUGGAAAAAGUCAACUUCUACAAAGAAACAACGAAAAAUUAAAGAGAAAGAAAAAACUGAAGAACAGAAAAAUCAAGAAGAAGAUGCUUUUGUUUCUGAUGUCACGGACCACGAUCGUUUCUAUGAAAUUCCCCCCACAUAACAAAUGAAUUAUUCAAAUAUCACUUUUCAAGGAUAAACAUGAAAUAAAGAAUGAUAAUGAAGCACGAAUGACUUGUAGUACAGAAA
Molecule: messenger RNA, 3708 nt
Organism: Styela clava
Lineage: Eukaryota; Metazoa; Chordata; Ascidiacea; Stolidobranchia; Styelidae
Biological process (GO): regulation of transcription by RNA polymerase II; endoplasmic reticulum unfolded protein response
Cellular component (GO): nucleus
Molecular function (GO): RNA polymerase II cis-regulatory region sequence-specific DNA binding; DNA-binding transcription factor activity, RNA polymerase II-specific
Source: RefSeq, a predicted model, not a curated record